AUGAAGUUCAUCGCCGUCGUUGCCAGUGCCGUCGUUGCUGUUUCCCUCACCGGAUGCAGUGAUGAUGAUAGCACCACUACUUCUGCCCCUGCUACUACAGUGGCUCCUACCACCGGUUUCCUCCAGUCUACUACUAGUGCCCCAACUGGUUCUGUCACCUGUCAGGCGCCCAGUGGCAAGUAUUGCGGUAGCUACAUGGGUGAGCCCGCUGAAGUCACCAUCGACAACGACAACUUCUCGAUGAACCUCGCUGGUCAGAUGUCCUGUGACGACGUCCCCUUCACUAUGUCCUCUGACUGCUCCGAGCUUGUCCUCGACUCGACUAAUCCCUCAUACGAGGCUAUGGCCAAGUCUGCUGAGAUGCCAGCCCCAUUGUUAGCUCAGAUGAUGUUGUGCGAUUACAACUCUACUUCUGACGUCUUUACUCUUGACGUUACUCAGAUUUGUGGUCACAGCCUGGACAUGACUCCUGCUCAGUGCUCCAACUAA
Messenger RNA from Perkinsus marinus ATCC 50983, 489 nucleotides. RefSeq lists its product as hypothetical. NCBI's taxonomy places the organism in Eukaryota, Perkinsozoa, Perkinsida, Perkinsidae. Bases 1 to 489 code for a protein of 162 amino acids. The record is from RefSeq and is a predicted model, not a curated record. The transcript has a single exon.